This is a messenger RNA of Alexandromys fortis (reed vole), 4324 nucleotides long. It is a transcript of the gene Cd200r1, whose product is annotated as CD200 receptor 1. Gene Ontology annotation, molecular function: signaling receptor activity. The transcript has 7 exons. The record is from RefSeq and is a predicted model, not a curated record. Gene Ontology annotation, cellular component: external side of plasma membrane. NCBI's taxonomy places the organism in Eukaryota, Metazoa, Chordata, Mammalia, Rodentia, Cricetidae. Gene Ontology annotation, biological process: regulation of neuroinflammatory response. The coding region runs from base 210 to 1193 and encodes 327 amino acids.
UUCUUCUCUUCCAGCUUACUAAUCAGACUGCAACACGUCGAGUCCAAGGAAAGGGCAGGGAGGAAAGGAGAGCUCGCUGCUGAUGGUCAAGAGGUGCUACCACACAGAAGCCAACGGGCGAGCAGAGGGAGCCUGGCCAUGGUCACUACUGCUCUCCUACCUGUGAGGAGAAAAAGUACCGAGUGAGCAGCAGACACCAGAAACCAGAAAUGCUCUGCUUUUGGAGAACUUCUGACCUAGCGGUACUCUUGAUAUGGGGGGUCUUUGUGGCUGAGUCAAGUUGUAUGAAUGGGAAUCAAACAUCACUGAACGGUUCAUUACCAGAGUCAGAAGUUAACACUACACUGUUUGUACAGAUGGGUGCAAAGGCUCUGCUGUGCUGCCCUGCUCCUCCAAUGACGAAAGCAUUAUUAAUAACGUGGGUAAUAAUCCUGAAAGGCCAGCCUCCCUGCAGAAUAAUCUACAAAGCAGAAACAAAGGAGACCAGUGAAACCAACUGUACAGACAGGAGAAUCACCUGGGCAUCCACACCUGACCAGAGUCCUGACCUUCUGAUCAAUGCAGUGGCCCUCGAUCAUGACAGGCUUUAUUCAUGUGAAAUAGCAACACCUCAGGGGAAUUUCCUAAGGAGACAUAACCUCCAAGUGCUAGUGCCUCCAGCAGUAACCCUGCUUCCAGGGGAAAACAGAACUGCAGUUUGUGAGGCAAUUGCAGGCAAGCCGGCUGCGCAGAUCUUUUGGAAUCCAGAUGGGGAUCACGGCACUAAGCAGGAAUCACACAGCAAUGGCACCACGACUGUCAGGAGCACAUACUACUGGGAACAGAACAAUGUGUCUUCUGUGUUCUGCUUUGUCUCCCAUCCAACUGGCAACCAGACUCUGCCCAUAGAACUGAACGGAAGUGGUGGCAAAUCGUUAGGAUCAUAUACUCUAUACAUCAUCUCAUCUCCUAUUAUUCUUUUGAUCAUCAUAGGAUUCAUUUGGCUUUUGAAAAUCAUUGGCUUCAGAAAAUGUAGAUGGACAAGACCAGAAGCUUCUCCAGCUGUUGAGGAGGAUGAAAUGCAGCCUUAUGCUAGCUACACAGAGAAGAGUAAUCCACUCUAUGACACUGUGACCAAGGUGGAGGUGUGUCCAGCAUCACAAGGUGAAGUCAAUGGCACAGAUGGGCUUGCUUUAUCAGCCACUGGAAUCUAGAACCAAGAAAAAUGAAUCCAGGGACACCAUCGUUACUCUUUUGCUUUCCUUAAAAUUCUACAAUGGAAAGAUGACUUGGAAAUUAGCUCUUCAAAAGUUCUUAGAAACACAAAUGUUCUUACGGUUUUGCAUUGUAAUCUUCAUGGUUGGAAGUUUGGAAUCUUUGCUGCUACCAGUUAAUCUUUGAAGAACUGAUGAAAUUAUUACAAAGAAAGCACAAGGUUAUGAUACAAUCAAAUUGUGCAAUACAGGAUGAUGAAAACUGAGUUCCCUCAAGAUGUAAUUGCAGAAGGAACAAUCAUUACUAAAGAGCUUCUCAUGAAUUCUUCCAAAAGCAUUUCUCUUUAUAUGUGCUUAUAGUGUAUGUGUGCAUUUGUAUGUGCUUAUUUACAUAUAUGUAUACAUGCACAAAUCACAUUGUCAAGACAGCUUCUUGUCAAAACAGACUGGAAUGCUGGACUUAAAAAGUUAAUACUGUGAGUCUUGAAAAAUCUUUUUAUAUCAGUAUAAGCAAAACUACCUCAUUCUUUUUAAUGGCUAUGUAAAAUUCCGCUGUAUAAUUACAUUGUAAUUUAAUUAAUCAUGGCCCUUGGAUGGGCAUUUAGAUUUUGUUUUCUGUGUGGUAUUAAACAGUACCAAGUAGAAUGUUUCCUGUGGAUAAUCUCUGCAUUAUUUGAUCACAUUGAGAGAUUUUUUUUUAAUGUAAUAGUCCUGGCAGACGGAAUGUACCUUUAUUAUCAAUAGAGCAGUCAAAUUGUGUCUACUUACAUUCCCUCUGAUUGUGUUUGAAUGUGCCUUUCUCUAUAUUCUUAUUCUUGUGUCUUUCCCAUUCUUAUUGCCACAGUUUCUCCUUUCUAUUUUUAAUUAACCAGUUGGGUGGUAUGUUAUGAUAUUAACUCUAUUAUUUAAUGAAACUGGAUUCUCGUCCUUGUUUUGUCUGAAGAGAGAGACAGCAUUUGUAAUGAGUGUUCUCAACUGCUCAUGUUGCUACAGAAGUGCUGACAUCUCAUGCCUAACAGUUUUACAGAUGUUGUGAGUUGUCCAUUUUUAACAUUCUAGUCUUAUGUAUUUAUCAAAUAGCAAGUGUCUUUGGACUGUAUUUGUAGGUGGGGCAACAUGGGGGUAUUUAUAUGCUGAAAGGAUGGCAAUGGGAUGAUAUGAUUUCCUCUCCAUUUUUGUUUAGAGGGAGAUAUGAGGAGUAUAUACAUUGAUAAUUUUUGACAUAUUUUUUAAUUGUUAAGAAUAAUCCUGUCCCCCUUUACAAAUCAGGACAAAUAUUUAAGAUGAAUUUCUUUUUGUCUUAUUUUGUUUGCUUUUUUUUGAAACAAGACCUUGUUGAUUUUUAAGUUAGUUCCUCAACUCACCAUACAACCCAGGCUGGCCCCCCAAGGGCUGUGAUGACAGCUGUGUGGUGAUUUACAUGCACAAUUCUUUCUCAUUACAAUAAAAUGAUAGAAAUUAAACAAGACUCACUCUUAAUGUUUCCCAAUUGAGAAGACAUUUAAGGAAAUUCUUUUGUAUACUAAAAAUUUUUUCUUUUCUUUCUGGAAAAUUCUCUUUUUCUUCUUCCUAUUUCUUCCCACACUCACUCCAUUCUUUGGAAGUUAUGCAUUAUAACAUAUAUGUAUUAGUGCCUAUGUUUUAUUUACAAAUAUCUAAAAAUACUGUUAUUGAGGUAUAAUUGAAAUUUAAAGUUUAUUCUUUUUAAAAAUAUUUUUAUUAAAGCUCUUCAUUUAUUUUACAUACCAACCACAAUUUCCCUUCCCUCCUCUUCUUCAAUUCCUUCCCCCACCUCCCAUUAUCCCUUCCCCAUUCAUUCCUUCUCCAUUCAGAAAGGGGUAGGUCUCCCAUUGGAUUCAACAAAACAUGCCAUAUCAGGUUGAGGCAAGACCAAGCUCAUCCCCCUUCAUCAAGGCUGGCAGAGGCAUCCUAGCAUGGGGAAUAGGUCCCCAAAAGCCAGCUCAUGUGCCAGGGACAGGUCCUGAUUCCACUGAUAAGAAUCCCACAAACAGACCAAGCCACCCAACUGUCACCCCACAUGCAAAGGGCUUAGGAUGGUCCCGUGCAGGCUCCUUAGGCUUUAUCUUUGUAUUAGUCAGGCUUUUUCAGUGGAACAGAACCACUAGAGGAAAUCCCAUAUAUAUAUAUAUGGUUUAUUAGAUGGCUAUUCUCACAUAGGAGAAGUGGAGACUCUAAAAAGUGUUCAUGAGCCUGGCUGUCUCGGCGGUCACAAGCUGCUGCCGAAGGCCUGGAGUAUUCCUGGAGAGCCAUGGGUCUUCAGUUCACAUGGAACAACCAAAGCAGCUGAGUUCUGAUGUUGGUGAAGCAGACAGCAGAGGCAGCUGCUGCACAGACAACUAUGGAAGCAUUUACCUGUGUUACAUCAUUUAGACAUUCUUAGGCCAUUUUGACCUUGGAUCAAGCAUGUUCCACGACUGAAUGAUCUGGCAGCAGACCUGGGUGCUAUGCGGACUACAGAAUUCAAGUGUGGUGGCUGCUGCUACUCGGAAGUAAAGAAGAGCUUGAGAGGCAUCAGCUUCAUUAAGAACAUUGGCUUCUAGCGAAGUACUUAGGUCCUCAACUCUUAUAUUUAUUUUUUUGAUUAGGAGUAAUUGUUUCAGUGAUUUAAUCUUAUUACUAGUUGUGUUUGUCCAAACCUUUUAUUUACUCAUAAUGCUUUGUUGUGGAUAGUAUGCUUCUGAGAUCCCUACUUCUUUUUGGCUAUCUGGUUGGUGGUUUUUCAUGGUAGUCUCUAAUGAUAUUUAAUUUUCAAUUUAUUAUUAUUAUUAUUACUAUUAUAUCAAUAGCUGUAUAGUACUCUAGAGACAGGGAUAUUACUAUGUCCCCCUCUCAGCCCUCUUGCCUUCACGUUCCAAGUGCUAGGAUCUCAGAUGUGAACCACUGUUCCUGGCUUUCUUACGAUAUUUUUGUUUCUGUGAUAGCAGUUGUAAUAUUUUCUCUUCCAUUUUGGCAUUAUCUGUCUGUAUCGCCUCUCUCCUUUUCCUUGAUAAAUCUACAGGUAUCACUUUUGAUUAUAUAUCAUUUUUAAAAAUUCAAAUUUUAGUUUUAUUAAUUUUUCUAUUAGUUUUUGUUCUCCAUUUCCUUCUUUCUGAUCCUCCCUCCCUCCCUUU